AUUAUGCGAAUUGUGCUCCAAGUGACAACGGCAAACUGAGACGGAGUUGUGGGUGGCGACACAGACAAGAGGCGUUUCUGGGUCAUUCACGUGUGAAAUAAUUACAAAACAGCUCUGCGUGAAGUUUGAGAUAGAGAAACUUUCUCGGUGCUAGACAUUUCGUUCGUGUGUCGGUCCGCUUGUUAUUUAUUUGCAGCUAUUCGGUAACAUGCAGCGUCAGGACACUGUUGACGAUUGAGAGCACUUUGUGGAGAGAUAGAGAAAGUGGGUGUCCGCGACUCCGCUUCUUGCCAGGGGUGUAAUCAUUAGUCCAAAACGUUUUGGAACGGAAAUCGUUUACUCCAAACGGGAAACGAGAGUUUCUCAAUAGGCACAUUUAGGAAGGUCCUUCCCCGUUUCGUUCCAUUUUCUUCCGUUUGGUUUCUAGUGAAUACACCCCUGGCAACGCUCCGAAAUCACAAGUGAGACGCUCAGCUAAACCAAACCUAAUCGAAUUGAGACAUAUGGUUCAAACAGAGGACUUACUUCCCGGGACAGAGAACUCUUUGGAGCCGAAGUCAUGAAAGCACAGGUGGCAGAGUAACCGCAGGACAUCGAGACUGUUCUUUGCUGCAGUCUUUCCUCCAGACUCUCUCUCUCUCUUUCGUCUUCCAUUUCUCAUACCCGCUUGGCUUCCUUUCUCUGGUUCUCUACCUGCACCUAUAUCCCUCCUUCCAUCCGGGCAUCCAUCCUUCCUUGAGUCUCCCUCCAAUCCGGCGGCGCUGCCAUCAUGCGUCGGUUCAGCUCAGAGGGGUCCCUACUGAAUAUGGACUUCCUGCCGUGGAAGAAGGUGGAGCUGAAGAACCAGAACUACCACAGCCGGGACGGGGAGUCAGGCACCUACACCCCCCACCUGGGGGAGGACGAACUGGACGGGCGAACCACCUCUCUCCCCCCCACUCCCCUCAUCCUGGAGCCUCAGGCCAGCCCUGGGAGGACACCGGGGAGGGGGGAGCUGGGCAAGGAGCACAGCGUCAGCGUGGAGAACAUCACAGACCUGGGGAAGCCAGAGGGUAAGGGUCAUCUGAGAGUGGUGAACCUCAGUGAAGGAUGCAGGGCGUACAGUGACGGCCAGUUGGCGCCGGCGACUUUGGGUAGCAGCACAGAGAGCGUGGGCAGGCACGGCCGGCCUCCGCCCUCUCCCUCGUACUCAACCUCUGGCUCCAGCCCCUUCUCCUUCAAGUCACAACAACGGUCCCACGCCAGAGCCAAGCUGUCCGCAGCCAAGCUACAUCUGAAGAGCCUGUUUGGGCAGAGUCCCCAUUCGUCACACUCCAACCUGUUUAACCCAGAACAGAAAGAACAGAAAGACCGUGCUAAAGAGCAGCGGUCUCGCCUCCCGUUCCUUCGCCAAUGGAGUCAGGUGGGCCACAGCAAGGCCAAGUUCAGCCGGGAGGAACUGGAUAAGUGGGCUGAGUCGCUGGACGCCCUCCUGGCUAGUCGGACGGGUGUGUCUGUGUUUGGAGCAUUCCUGCGCUCAGAGUUUAGUGAGGAGAAUCUGCAGUUCUAUCUGGCCUGUGAGCAGUACAGAAACUCCUCCAACAACUUCAGCCUGCACAGACGGGCCAAGGAGAUCACUGUCACCUAUAUCGAGGCGGGGGCACCGCGAGAGGUGAACCUGGACAGUAAGACCAGAGAUCUAACCACACAGCUCCUACGGGCUCCAUCACACACCUCCCUGUCCCACGCCCAGAAACGCAUCUACUCCCUCCUGGAUACAGACUGCUACCCUCGCUUCCUCCAGUCCACCAUCUACCUCACCCUGCUGGGACAGGCUGACUAGAGACUAAGGGCUCCAUUCAAUCCAUAUCGCCAAAGUUCAGCACUAUAGCGCAAUCAGAACAUUUUAAAGGCAAUGUUCCCGCGUUUGCGGAGACUGCAUUUCACGUUAAACGCUACAGCAUAUUUUGUCUCAAUCUCUGAACAUCCACAAUACAAAAUGAUUGGAGACCUAAAGCUGCAUCCCUAUUCCCUAAAGCUGCAUCCCUAAAGCUGCAUCCCUAUUCCCUAAAGCUGCAUCCCUAUUCCCUAAAGCUGCAUCCCUAUUCCCUAAAGCUGCAUCCCUAUUCCCUAAAGCUGCAUCCCUAUUCCCUAAAGCUGCAUCCAUAUUCCCUAAAGCUGCAUCCCUAUGGCUGCAUCCCUAUUCCCUAAAGCUGCAUCCCUAUUCCCUAAAGCUGCAUCCCUAUUCCCUAAAGCUGCAUCCCUAUGGCUGCAUCCCUAUUCCCUAAAACUGCAUCCCUAUUCCCUAAAGCUGCAUCCCUAUUCCCUAAAGCUGCAUCCCUAUGGCUGCAUCCCUAUUCCCUAAAACUGCAUCCCUAUUCCCUAAAGCUGCAUCCCUAUUCCCUAAAGCUGCAUCCCUAUUCCCUAAAGCUGCAUCCCUAUUCCCUAAAGCUGCAUCCCUAUUCCCUAAAGCUGCAUCCCUAUUCCCUAAAGCUGCAUCCCUAUUCCCUAAAGCUGCAUCCCUAUGGCUGCAUCCCUAUUCCCUAAAGCUGCAUCCCUAAAGCUGCAUCCCUAAAGCUGCAUCCCUAUUCCCUAAAGCUGCAUCCCUAUUCCCUAAAGCUGCAUCCCUAUUCCCUAAAGCUGCAUCCCUAUUCCCUAAAGCUGCAUCCCUAUGGCUGCAUCCCUAUUCCCUAAAGCUGCAUCCCUAAAGCUGCAUCCCUAUUCCCUAAAGCUGCAUCCCUAUUCCUUAAAGCUGCAUCCCUAUUCCCUAAAGCUGCAUCCCUAUUCCCUAAAGCUGCAUCCCUAAAGCUGCAUCCCUAUUCCUUAAAGCUGCAUCCCUAUUCCCUAAAGCUGCAUCCCUAUUCCCUAAAGCUGCAUCCCUAUGGCUGCAUCCCUAUUCCCUAAAGCUGCAUCCCUAUGGCUGCAUCCCUAUUCCCUAAAGCUGCAUCCCUAAAGCUGCAUCCCUAUUCCCUAAAGCUGCAUCCCUAUUCCCUAAAGCAACAUCCCUAAAGCUGCAUCCCUAUUCCCUAAAGCUGCAUCCCUAAAGCUGCAUCCCUAUUCCCUAAAGCUGCAUCCCUAAAGCUGCAUCCCUAUUCCCUAAAGCUGCAUCCCUAAAGCUGCAUCCCUAUUCCCUAAAGCUGCAUCCCUAUGGCUGCAUCCCUAUUCUCCACUCUUCAUCCUUUCUCCCGAAGUGCACACUUUUGUAGAUAUGGAGCAGUGGUGGGGACAGUUGCAGGAGAUACAGUUACAAUGCAGAGUUAGAGGGUUUAAGGGGUUUAGUCAUUCCAGUAGACGAACAGGCUUGUGUUCAUUAGGGCAUGGAACAGAAACACUUAAAAAAAAAAAUGCAACGGAAAACAAAAAUGAGUGUUUCUUAUUGGACAAGUCCAGAUAGUCCCUCCCUGUUUCAGUCAGGUUUUUUCUUAAUUCGAUGCCUAAUGAACAUGACCCAGGUUCUUUUCUGCUUGGGGGGUGAAAGGGCUUAGGGAGGUAAAAGCAGGGAAAGCCAUGAGGUUUGGAUGGAAGGAGCUUGUCAAAGCGAUAAGCGGAGGUUACGAGACAGGGGUCUGUUUUUUCCAUGACUUAGAGAGUGCAACCCGAGGUGGCGUGAAACUAUGCAGAUUUCGUUGUUUGUAAUCAUUAAACAUCCUCUUUUUAACUCGAUAGGUCCCCCUACGGUCCAAUGAGCACGUACGGAAUGGAGCCAGCGCUGACAGAAAGGAAAAACAGCCCGGGCAAUACGGAGACCUAGUUAAAGAACUUUGAGUUAAUCUACAGUGCCUUCAGAAAGUAUUCAUACCCCUUGACUUAUUCUACAUUUUGUUGUUACAGCCUGAAUGGAAAAUGUAUUAAAUUAUAUUUUCUAACCCAUGUACAUACAAUAUCCCAUAAUGACAAAGUAAAAACAUGUUGAUUUUAUUUUUUUACACAUCUUAUUUACAUAAGUAUUCACACCCCUGAGUCAAUAGCACCUUUGGUACCUCUCUGGGUAAGUCUCUAAGAGUUGUCCAUACCUGGAUUGUGCAACAUUUGCCCAUUUUAUUCUUUUCACAAAUUCUUCAAGCUCUGUCAAAUUGGUUGUUGAUCAUUGCUAGACAACCAUUUUUAGGUCUUGCCGUAGAUUUUCAAGUAUAUUUAUUUCAAAACUGUAACUCAGCCACUCAGGAACAUUCACUGUCUUCUUGGUAAGCAACUCCAGUGUAGAUUUGGCCUUGUGUUUUAGGUCAUUGUCCUGCUGAAAGGUGAAUUCAUCUCCUAGUGGAAAGCAGACUGAACAAGGUUUUCUCCUGGGAUCCUGUUUCUUUUUUAUCAUGAAAAACUCCACAAUCCUUAAUGAUUACAAGCAUACACAUAACAUGAUGCAGCAACCACUUUGUAUUCAGGACAAAAAGUUAUUUUCACUCUGUCAUUUAGGCUAGUAUUGUGGAGUAACAACAAUGUUGUUGAUUCCAUCCUCAGUUUUCUCCUAUCACAGCCAUUAAACUCUGUAACUGUUUUUAAAGUCACCAUUGGCCUCAUGGUGAAAUCCCUGAGCGGUUUCCUUCCUGUCCAGCAAAUGAGUUAGGAGGUACACCUGUAUCUUUGUAGUGACUGGAUGUAUUGAUACACCAUCCAAAGUGUCAUUUAAUAAUUCCACCAUGCUCAAAGGGAUAUUCAAUGUCAGAGUUUAAUUUGUUUUUACACAUCUAGCAAUAUGUGCCGUUUGUGAGGCAUUGAAAACCUCCCUGGUGUCUGUGAUUGAAUCUCUGUUUGAAAAUGUAGUGCUCCACAGAGGGACCUUACAAUUAUGUGUGUGUGUGGGGUACAGAGAUGAGGUAGUUAUUUAAAAAAAUCAUGUUAAACAAUAUUAUUGUACACAGAGUGAGUCCAUGCAAGUUAUGUGACUUGUUAAGCACAUUUUUACUCCUGAACUUAUUUAGGCGUUGCCAUAACAAAGGGGUUGAAUACUUAUUUAGGCUUGGCAUUACAUUUACAUUUAAGUCAUUUAGCAGACGCUCUUAUCCAGAGCGACUUACAAAUUGGCAUAACAAAGGACUUGAAUACUUGACUCAAGACAUUUCAGCUUUUCAUGUGUAAUUCAUUUGUAUAAACAUAAUUCCACUUUGACAUUAUGGGGUAUUUUGUCAAGGCCAGUGACCCCCCCCCCCAAAAAAAAUCUUAAUUUUAUAAUUUAGAACAUUUCAGGUUGUAACACAACUAAAUGUGGAAAAAGUCGAUGUGUGAAUACUUUCCAUAGGUUUGGAGUGGAAGUGAAACCCUGUUCACACUGGGUUUCUUGAGGGUGGCCCAAUCAAGGAAGUAACCUUUUUAAAGAUUGCCUCUAGAAACUCUUUCUGAAAAAGGCAAUUCCCUUCAAUAGACAUCCCUCAGAUGGGCGGUUUCAUUAACACAUCAAGACGGAUCAUUUGUUGCUAGAUCGUGAAUAAUUUGGCACUAGAUCAUUCAAAAGCUGUAUUGCUUCCAAGUAGGCCAUCUCACAGUAACUUUGUACCCAAGUAGGGAAUGCCCCAUCAGGCCUUGGCAAACAGAAUCAGUGUUGGUUUGAUGCUGUUCUUAUAUGACUACAGUAUAUGACAACAGACUCCCAUUUAAUUGCGGGACACCAAGAGAGAUAGAGAGAAACCCUUUACACUUGAUGCUACAUUGUAGAUAUUUUAAACAGCAGUCUGAAGAGAAUCCAACAGAUAAACAAAGGAUAUAUGAUUUAUUUCAAGUGUAUCAUUUGUUUGUACUGAACCUCAUGUUAAAUGUUGGUUGUCAGACUAUUUUAAAGAACAAUAAAUGUAGAUUUUUGUACA
This is a messenger RNA of Salvelinus fontinalis (brook trout), 5777 nucleotides long. RefSeq names its product regulator of G-protein signaling 3. The record is from RefSeq and is a predicted model, not a curated record. The coding region runs from base 770 to 1822 and encodes 350 amino acids. The transcript has 6 exons. NCBI's taxonomy places the organism in Eukaryota, Metazoa, Chordata, Actinopteri, Salmoniformes, Salmonidae.